AUGGGACUAAAAGGGCUCCACCCUCAGGUGCUGAGGGAGCUGGUGGGGUUGACUGCCGAGCCACUCUCUGCCAUCUACCAGCACUCCUGGUUAACUGGAAAGGUCCCAGAGGAUUUGAGCCUUGCCAACGUGACUCCCAUCUACAAGAAGGGCCUGUGCCCAGGCAGCCAGGUGGCCAAUGGCAUCCUGGCAUGUAUAAGAAAUAACGGCCAGAAGGUGCAGAGAAGUAAUCAUCCCCUUGUACUCAGCUCUGGUGAGGCCACAUCUCGAGUACUGUUUCAGUUUUGGGCUCCUCACUACAAGAAAGACUUUGAGGUCUUGGAAUGCAUCCAGAGACAGGCAAUGAAACUGGUGAGGGGUCUGGAACACAAGUCUUAUGAGGAGCAGCUCAGGGAGCUGGGAUUGUUUAGCCUGGAGAAGAGGAGGCUCAGGGGAAACUUCAUUGCACUCUUCAACUUCCUGAAAGGAGGUUGUGAUGAAGAGGGGUUUGGCCUCUUCUCCCAAGCAACAAACAGAACCCAAGGAAAUUUUUGCAAGUUUUACCAGAAGAGGUUUAGAUUGGACAUAAGAAGGAGCUUUUUUUCUCAGAGAGUGGUCAGGCACUGGAAUGGCUGCCCCAAGGUGGUUGUGGGUGCCCCAUCCCUGGAGGCAUUCAAGGCCAGGCUGGAUGUGGCUCUGAGAAGCCUGGUCUGGCGGUUGGCAACCCUAAAAGCUGGAAAGCUUUCCAUUCCACAGAAAGGAUCUAACCCAAAAGAUGACUAUAAAGCCCAACUACGCAUUAAUACUUCAUGUCCUCCUCGAGUUCUGUUUGAAGCAAUAGAAGAGGACCAAGUCUUCUCCAUCUUUAGAGCACACAGCAGAGGAGGAAUGGACACAAGAGACAGUGUCAGCCUUUCAGAAAGAAGUCCCCUCUAA
Molecule: messenger RNA, 915 nt
Organism: Coturnix japonica (Japanese quail)
Lineage: Eukaryota; Metazoa; Chordata; Aves; Galliformes; Phasianidae
Source: RefSeq, a predicted model, not a curated record